Nylanderia fulva is the source of this 1716-nucleotide messenger RNA. RefSeq names its product SOSS complex subunit B2. Gene Ontology annotation, molecular function: DNA binding. Gene Ontology annotation, cellular component: SOSS complex. The record is from RefSeq and is a predicted model, not a curated record. Gene Ontology annotation, biological process: double-strand break repair via homologous recombination; mitotic G2/M transition checkpoint; response to ionizing radiation. NCBI's taxonomy places the organism in Eukaryota, Metazoa, Arthropoda, Insecta, Hymenoptera, Formicidae.
GCCGACGAAGCAAGAUGACAUGGCAGACGUCAGCUGCCAACCGACGAGACUCGGCUCUCAUUUCUCCGAUGCAUCGGCGAGCGAGCCUCUCUCGUUCCUACGCUCUGCCCCGUCGAGCCGGCUUCGAUCCGGUGAUACUUUCGAGAGCACUCGGAGUGCGAGAGGCUUUAAAGGGCUCGAAGGGCUUUAAUUAAUUUAACGAGUGGCGUCGAGCGGGGCGCGGAGAGGGGACAGGUAUUCCGAGUGUGGGGAGGAGCGUACACUUCGACACAACGGGCAGCCGUCCGUCGUGUCAUUCGGGGAACACGCGUCGCGCGAGACGGUACUCGGAGGGAGAAGGAGAGAGCGUCCUUCGUAAGGACGACGCCAAGGACUUCGCCGCGCUCGCCUGUCAGUCUGUGCGUGCGCGUCCGCGCGGCUACUCGGGACAGGAUGGAUUACGUGCUGAUAAAGGACAUCCGGGCGGGCCAGAAGAACAUCAACGUAGUGUUUAUCGUUUUGGAGGUUAGCCACCCUACCAUCACUAAGGAGAACCGCGAAGUUCGAACGUUCAAAGUGGCCGACAGCACCGCCUGCAUGAACGUCUCCAUCUGGGACGAGCCCGGCCAGCUCCUGAUGCCGGGUGAUAUUGUGCGGUUGACCAAGGGCUACGCGUCCGUCUGGCGGCAAUGCCUGACCCUGUACUCGGGCAAGACCGGGGACAUACAGAAGAUCGGCGAGUUCUGCAUGGUGAUCAACGAGCAGAUCAACAUGAGCGACCCGAAUCCGAUGCUCUCGCAGCAGAUAGUGAAUCAGAGCGGCUCCGGACCGCCCGCCAGCAAUGUCAACAACAGCAUCACCAACAACGGCAACGCCAACAGUAUCUCGGGUCAAGCGGGACGACAACCUUUGGCUAUCCAAAGCAACACAACAACUCCCGGAAGCGGAGCCGCGGCGAGUUCAACGACCGCGAAGAGCGGAAAUGGCGGCAGCGGAAACGGCGGCAGUAACGCCGGCAGCGGUAGCUCCGGUAGCAGUAGUUCCGGCAGCGGCAGCUCUGGUCUACCCGGUGGCUCGGUGCGAUACUCGUCGUCGUCAUCGUCGGACUCGACGACAAAGUCGUCGGCGCCGACGACCAAGAGCAAUUCGCGCGGUCGCGGCGGCUACAGAAACGGCGGCCGCAGCGACCGAAGAUAACACACGAGAAGGAAGCGGCUGAUAUACGUGUAAUAAGACGAACAAACGUGUGCGCGCAGAUCCGCGCGUUUGUGUAUAAUAUACUGUCCUUUUUUUUAAACUCCAAUCGUCGACGCGUUUUCAGCGGGAACUGUGUUUUGAGAACUAUCUAUUUGCGGCGCCGAUGGGUAUUUGCACGUACUAUUCCCGGGAUCGACUACGCGAAUGCGAGGAUCGCCAGUGAUAGUGAUCACCAAUGAGGGAUUAUUUUUCGAAAAAUUAUUUUCGAAUAGUUUUAGCGCGUAUCAAAUAUUGAUCGAAGUUUUGCAAAUUUGUAAAAAAAUCUGUCGAAAAUUUUAUGCUCUUUUCUAUAUAUUAUAUAUUUAGGAAAUUACUUUAUAUUUCUUUUAUUUAAAAAAUAUGCAAUAAUCUUAACAAAUGUAAAAGUCUUAAAAUUUUGGAAAGUUUUGAAAAUCUUGAAACACAUAAACUUCUUUCGUGUAUAAUAUAAUAAUAAUAGAAAAAUUGUGUGUAUGUGUGUAGCAUGUAUAUGGGAGUGUG